UUAUCACAAACAUGUCAAUUGAAUUUAUGUAACAAAAUUCUAUUUGAUUGGAAAUUUUAAUUUAUUUCGAUGCGCUUAAAGUAAAUUCAAGUCAUGCCUAUUCAGGCAAGAACGUUGAUGGGGUACAAAAUAAUUUGACCCAAAUGUAAUUGAAUCGCUAGCAACUGUUUCGUUAAUGGUUUCAGCUUAUACGUUCCUGUAAAUUUUAAAUACUUCACGAUGUGCUGUAUAUUCACUUGUUGUGGAUGGAUGGUCGAUUUAUUACAAAGGUUAUGGACGUUUACAAUGUCCUGUUUCAUUAGUUCGGCUGUUUGCUGUUCUCUUGUCACCGCCUCCAUGUCUGGAAUUGCUCUCGGCUACAACUACUCUUUAGCCGAAUACAUCGACUUGAAAGAGACUAAUGUGUCUGUGUUCCUGAAGCGUGGUGUUUUUGACGACGAGAUCUCCGACGAAAUGGAUUGGAGACGAAGUGGACAUAUGCCUAUCGGUGGACACGUUAGGGAUCACAAUCUUAUAACGGGCGCUUCCGAUGAGUCCACAACUUUGAGAUCAGGAAGACGUCUGGACGACUCAAUUUACGAGUCUAACGAUCGAAAUAAUUUUGAAGGUUCCCUAAUGAGAUUAACUGCUAAGCCUAUAGAAACAAGUUCAACUCUUUCUACAACUGAUAGGCCAUUAGACGAUGUUUUAAACCAGUAUACAAUGGGAUCGCUAGAUCAGCUGAAAGCCGUUCAAGGUGAGAUAAAUCGAAAAAAGGGGGAAGCUGCUAAAUCACUUCGGAAAUUCAACAGAAAACAGGAAGAUCAGAUUGUAGUUCCUGAGAGGAGGCCAAUAUUUCCCUAUAAUGAUGGCUCCGGAAGACGUGCCAUGUCGUAUACUAUACCUACCUACCAGCCUCGUUCGACUUACAGUUCUCUAAGGGCAGCCGUUCCCGAUGAUCGAAUCAAUAAUCCCUCAAAGUGGAUUCUGCCUAAACUACCACCGGAGUCACUCCCAUGGGAUAUGCAGUAUGCUGACGACUACAUGAGUCAGACAUACCCAUCACCAAUAACUCCAAGAGCUGGCCCAGCUAGACCAACUAGGCCACCAGGGUUGGCAAGAACCAGAAUACGACCCACACAUACAACAACAACAUUAUCCCCAAUCAAACAGCCAAUGAGUCCUAAAAUGGAUUUACCAAAAUCCAUGGAUGAGGAUAUUGAAGCUUUUAAGAAAAAACUUAUGGAAGAUAAAUUUAUUCCACCAUCGCUUAAAGACGAAGACUUUUUGAAAAAAAUGGACAUUGGAAAAAUUAAUCCUAACGAAGAUUACGAGGAAGAUAUAAAAGGAGUCCCUAUGCGGAGGAAGAGAAAUGUUAAUAACUUAAUAACACCGAAAAAUAAUUUCGUUAAUGAAAACGAAACAAAGACGGAAGCCAGUAAAGAUUCUGUAAUUAGCACACAAUUAGGCGGUAACGUUGGAAAGAUUGACUUAGCGAGAAGUAUUGACGUUCUGAACAAGAAGUUUUUUAUAGGAUACGGGGGAAAUACAGAGACGUCGUCAUCAGGAACUGAUAAGACCACAUUAGAUAUUUUUACGAAGUUGUUCUCUUCAACGCUAUCAUGAUAUAUUUUUUAUUAAUUUUGCAAAAAAAAAAAUAUGUUUCGUGAAGUCCUGUGAAGUCAAUGUAAUUUUUUAAAUACGUUGAAAAAUAUAUUACUUUUAAAUGUUUAUAACUUCGUUUUGAUGUCGAAUAUAUAUUUUAUAUAGCUUUGUCCUUUCAUUGAUUGAUUAAAGCCAU
Danaus plexippus (monarch butterfly) is the source of this 1780-nucleotide messenger RNA. RefSeq lists its product as uncharacterized. The record is from RefSeq and is a predicted model, not a curated record. The transcript is spliced from 8 exons. NCBI's taxonomy places the organism in Eukaryota, Metazoa, Arthropoda, Insecta, Lepidoptera, Nymphalidae. The coding region runs from base 220 to 1605 and encodes 461 amino acids.